GCGGGGGUCGGUGACAGGCUCCAGCGGGGGAGAGAUUUCAGUGCAGGUGUCCUUGUUUUUUCUGGCACCUCGGAGACAGGACUCGACCGUAAGUAGCCUAAUACUUUUGCUGAGGAGGGAUCGGGGAGCUGAUGAAAUAAUAAAUGUUUGAUCUGCCAUGAAAUCCGAAAAGAGCAGCGGCGGAAAGAUACGCUCGUCUGGAUGAGAGACCCCCGCUGGGUGAAGACACGCAGCGUAUGUUAGCUGAGCCGUGAAAGCUCGCUGCCAUUGACUGGAGCUGAGGGCUGAAAUGGGAGCAAAGCGAUGGAAAGCGAGCGGCAGAACAUAGCAUCACUGAUCAUUCCCAGAUGUGGGCUGCGAGAAGAAAAAGGCCUAUUCGGUGGGUGAAGGGAUAAUCAUGAGCAGCGAAUCAGUGUUCACAAUCUCCAGCUACUCCUGGAUGAGUCUCCUGGACUGCUUUCACCUGUUACGGAUGGUGUGUCAUGUCAGAUGAACAAUGUGAGAUGCGUGUUGAAUGUUGGAAUCCACUGAAAUAAAGAAACAAAAGGAACACCAGCAACCAGCAGCUUAUUGUUCUCACACCCUUAAAAAAAAAGCACCUGAGCUGGUUCUCUCUCCUCACCAGGAUGGAGCUACCCUGACCUGCUGGAUGUCAGAUGAACCAUGUCAAGUUCUCAGGAGCCCACUAUGGGCACAAAUUUCACCGGUGUUCCCACCUCCAGUCGGGACCAGGUGUGGUCCUCCACCGUGAACAGCGUGGUGAAGAUGGUGUUCAUAUCUCUGAUCGUGUGCGUGUCCUUGUUCGGGAAUGUGGUUGUCCUGCUGGUGUUCCAGAGGAAGCCUCAGUUGCUUCAUGUGGCCAACCGUUUCGUCCUCAACCUCCUCCUGGCAGACCUCCUCCAGACCGUGCUAGUGAUGCCCUUCGCCAUCGCAGCCACCGUGCCUGGUGUUUGGCCCCUGGAUGCUCGACUGUGCCAGGCCCUGGUGGUGCUCAUGCACCUGUUCGCCUUCGCCGGGGUCAACACCAUCAUAGUCGUGUCUGUGGAUCGCUACCUGGCCAUCAUCCACCCUCUAUCUUACCCCACCCGCAUGACCCCUCACCUGGGUACCAACCUCAUCAUCUGUACGUGGGUGCUUAGCUUCCUGCAGAGCACCCCUCCUCUGUACGGCUGGGGUGUCAUUGACUUUGACCGCCACCAUAACGUCUGCUCAGUGGUGUGGUCCUCCAGUCUGUCCUACUCCGUCGUGGUGUCCACCUUUUCCUUCUGGCUGCCUGUGCUCAUCAUGCUCGGAUGCUACUGGAUGGUGUUCAGAGCGGCCCGGAGGCAGAACGCUCUUGUGCACCCAAUACAGACGCAAUCCUACUCCCAGCCCUGCCCGCAGGACUUCCAGCCACCCAGCAGUCCUCAGCAGCAGCCCCAACCCCAACCCCAGCCCCAGCAGGCCAGCUCACCUGAAGGCCCCUACUCAGCCAGACGAUACCCCGUUCGGGUCAGACACAGACGUUUCCACUACCAGUGCAAGGCAGCUCGGGUAGUUUUUGUCAUCAUGGCUUCAUAUAUCUUCAGCAUGGGCCCUUACAGCAUCCUCAAUACCAUAUCUAUGAGCACCAGAGCAGCGGUACCCCCGUGGUUAUCCUCCCUUGCCCUGGUGCUCUUCUUUCUACAGUGCUGCCUGCACCCCUACAUUUACGGCUACAUGCACCGGAGCGUGAGGAAGGAAUUCCUGGCUUUGCUCUGCGGGCUCUUCUGCAAGCAGGGCCGUCCCAACCAGAGCUCCACCGUGGAGAGCUGCUUCACCACCACCGAAGGCCGCUCCGGUGCUCCUCCUCACCUGCCCAGCCUGGCUGCUCGGGUCUUCCCUCUGCGGACCUGGGAAGAGUGCACAACGUCCUCCUCUCCCACCUUCGAGAGGAAGUCGAGGGACAGCCGGAAAGAAACCACCUCCACCAGUUUCAGCUCGGAGAGGGAGCUCACGGUCCACAGCAAACAAAACACAUGAGCCGCCCUCGAGUGUUCAUUGGACUGACCAUAUUUGUUUGUACUUGAAGAAUUUGUCAUGCAGUGUGUUCAUGCAUAAGCUUCUAGACAACAGAUUAGUAACUCUCAAGUUGCUGGCAUCAGGAACAAUGGAGCUUGAUCACCAACAUUUCGAUGUUUUCAUAUUUUGUCAUAAGAUCGGUUAGAUUGUCACAUAUGUCACAUACAGUGUGUCUGUCUGGAAACACUCGUCAUUGUUGCAUUAUGAAUGUGUAACAGAACUGGCUGUGGCGAUGUGUUUGUUCUAUGUAAAUGCAGUUUUUAAGAUUUAAUACAUGGACCACAUGAGUCAGAUUGUGUGCAGCAUUGUGCUACUGUUAAUAAAAAUCAAGAUUUUAAUCAGUCAGCCAAAACCUGGACUUGACAUGUCAAGGCAGAAACUGCUGUGGUGUUCUGAUUAGCGCUGCAAUGAAUAAUCAAAUAUUAGACUAAUGCAAAGCUGUUUGAUAUCUAUCAAUUGAUCUGAGCAAUUUUUAAAGAACAAAAAUUGAAUAUUUUCCGGUUUCUUUACUUCUCUAUGACUGCAAAUUGAAUAUAUUUGGGUUGUGGACCAAAGAAAGAUCAUCUGGGGAUUUAGGAAACAUUCAUUGACAUUUUCUCAAUUUUUUGACACUCAAUAGAGUACACAACUGACCGACUAAUUGACAGUGAAAAUAUCAGUUGCAGCUAUAGUUCUGACCACUGUGGUCUAAUUAUGGGCCUUAAAUGUCUCUGAUGAAAGUGUUAAACUGCAGCAGGUCCAUCUGCACAACACUUUAAUCUCCUUUAAACGUUUUGUGUGUUAGUUCUCUUUGAUCGUGUUGCAGGAUGAAGGAUGUUCUGUCUUUGUGUGCAGACGAGCUUCAUUUAUGAACUCAGGGUAUUUGCUUGUAGAAACAUUUGUAGUGCCCGUCUCAGUUCCUGAAUCUUGUUGAAUAACUGAAUAUAUGUACGUGUCCGUCCCUGUCGCAGUAACUCUUCUUAGUAUCAAAGCGCCUUUUUUAAUAACUAAGUAGAAAAGUGAUUCAUUGUGCCUGUCAGCUACAAAACACACAAGUGUUGGUGACUCCCGUGUUCUCUAAUGGGAUGGCCACACACACAUUUGUCUUAGUCCUGUUUUUCCUUUAACUGAAGCUUAACUGAUGUGGAAAUGUUGCUUUCUACUUCAGUGUGUCACUGUAUAGUUGGACUCAAUAUUUGCUGCCUUUGUAAUGUCAGCCUUUCUUUGAGAAAGCAGAGUAUUUUUGUUGGAGAGCCACAUUGUGCAGAGAGCAGGGUGUGAUAAAAAUACAACUCCAGUGGACUCUUUGCACCAGCUAUUUAAUGUAGGCUGCACACUGCAAGGUCUUAUGUAAGAGAUUUCAUAUAUUCCACUGGACACGUGUAGAUUUGUAAAGACACCUCCUGAUAUAGUAUUUUUUAAUGGAACUACCUGUCUGCUUAAAGCCACGACGAGGAUGAGUACUUAUGUAAGCACUGUAUGCUUGCCGUGACUCAUCUCUGAGGGAGGCGGUUCAGCAGGUUGAAAGGAUGUCAUGGGUGCAUCACAACAUUAUGUGCAUUAUUUGAAAAGUGUGUCUUGUCUCUGUUUUUAUACCUUUUUGGUAAAGAGAAAAAAAAUAUUUGGCAGAAUAAGCCAGGGUGCUUAUGGUGUAUUCUUCUUCUUCUAAUCAUUGUUAAUAUUAUAAUUAUUAUUAGACUGUGAUAGUUAUCGGGACCUGUCAUGGAUUUGAACCUUGAUUCAUUCAACAGGUCACCGGAGAAAUCCAAACUACAGUGUUAUAGCUGACAAUCAAACUUGCAUAACAAGUUUGUGAGAGGCUCUGUGAAGGACAGUGUGUGUUACAGUAUAUCAGCAAAUAAGAGAAAAUAAUGUUUUAAAGUCCUUUAUAACUACGUAUUUUUGUGAUUUCUAUUGUGCUUUUGUAUUAUUUCUGGUAUCACUACUCAACAUGGAACACUGUCUGUUGUUUAAUAAAAGUAAAUUGUAUGUAA
Molecule: messenger RNA, 4013 nt
Organism: Amphiprion ocellaris (clown anemonefish)
Lineage: Eukaryota; Metazoa; Chordata; Actinopteri; Pomacentridae
Gene: gpr101
Product: G protein-coupled receptor 101
Exons: 2
Coding region: 664-2001 (445 amino acids)
Biological process (GO): G protein-coupled receptor signaling pathway
Cellular component (GO): membrane
Molecular function (GO): G protein-coupled receptor activity
Source: RefSeq, a predicted model, not a curated record